Molecule: messenger RNA, 2715 nt
Organism: Paramisgurnus dabryanus
Lineage: Eukaryota; Metazoa; Chordata; Actinopteri; Cypriniformes; Cobitidae
Source: RefSeq, a predicted model, not a curated record
UUUCUAAUCAAGACUUCUAACUGGUUGCUUUUAUUCACAGCUCAACACACGCACAACAGAAGAAUCUCCUUCAAAUUCAGAGUUGAGCGAGGAUGAAUAUAUACCAGAGACAGAGGAAGAAUCAGACUCUGAAUCAGACAAUAAAUGGAGUGAGUGUGUGUCAUCUCAGGCCCCCCGAAAUUUGAGCGAGGCAAAAUGGAACUGUCCACAACUUCUUCCCUUUGCUGACGAUGUGAAAAAAAUGCACCAGUAUCUUGACAGACAGAGUAAGGAAUACCAAGCAAAACUUGAAGAAGAACCAAGUAACAAGCACUGGGCAGAACUUGCAAAAGUGACACUCUGUCAGGUGAUACUAUUCAAUCGUAGAAGGGAAGGAGAGGUAUCCAAGAUGGCCCUUAAUGCUUUUAUAUUGAGGGAUACCUCAUCGACUCAUCCAGAUGUAGAGCUUGCUCUGUCAGACCUUGAGAAAAGACUUUGUAAGCACUUCCAGAGAAUCGAGAUAAGAGGCAAACGUGGACGAAAGGUCCCCAUUCUACUUACACCUGAAAUGAUGAAAUCAUUGGAGUUACUGGUGAACCAUCGCCGCGAGUGUGAUGUGCUUGAUGAGAAUGCAUAUGUGUUCGCGAGACCACAAGCCCUCAGCCACUUCAGAGGUUCAGAAGCUAUUCGUGAAAUUGCUCGAAGCUGUGGGGCUAAACAUCCAGAGGCAUUGUCCUCUACUAAACUGAGAAAGCACAUGGCCACCAUGUCCAAGGUCCUCAACUUGAAGGAUAAUGAAAUGGAUGACCUUGCUGACUUUUUAGGACAUGACAUCAGGGUGCAUCGGCAGUUCUACAGGCUACCUGAAGGUACCUUACAGCUGGCGAAAAUCAGCAAAGUUCUAAUGGCCAUGGAACGAGGUCAGAUAGUAGACUUCAAAGGAAAAAAUCUCGAUGAGAUCCAGAUUGAUCCAAAAGAGCUGGUACUGAUGGACAGUGAUGUAUCAGACUCUGAAAAUGAGAAAGCGAUGACUGGAAAUUAUCCUUCAAGUUCAGCAGGCAAGAACGAUAAAAAAGUGCAUCCGAUUGGCAAGGACUUGAGGAAACCACACGCAGCAAAGAAAUCUUCAAAAAACGCACGGAGAAAGUGGUCCACAGAAGAGAUCCAGGCUGUGGAAGAAACCCUAAUGAACUGCAUCAGGUCUGGAAAAGUUCCUGGAAAAGCCCAGUGCAUGGAGUGCAUUGAAAGGUCCCCAUCAGCACUUCAAGGGAGAAGUUGGAAAGGGGUGAAAUUUUAUGUUAAAAAUCGCAUUGAUUCCAUGAAGCGUAAAAUGUAAAACGAUAGAGCCUUUAUCAAGAUGUUUUUCCCAUGUUUGUGGAUAGGAUAGCAUUGGUUUGUUGAAAACUUAAAAUAAAAGGUAAAGGGCCUUUAUAGGGCUGGGUGAUAAUUUUAUGUUAAAAAUCACAUUGAUUCCAUGAAGCGUAAAAUGUAAAACGCUUGAGUCUUUAUCAAGAUGUUUUUCCCAUGUUUGUGGAUAGGAUCGCAUUGGUUUGUUGAAAACUUAAAAUAAAAGGUAAAGGGCCUUUAUAGGGCUGGGUGAUAUAUCACAUGUGAUUAUUUAUGCACAUCUCAUCAGUAAAGCAGUUUCCAUUAUUAGUAGUAAAUCGCUAUCACCUGCUUUCCAAAGAUUUUCUUUCAGAUGAAGCAGCAUUUACUACACAGAGACAUAGUUUACUGACAAACUAUGCAAUAUCACAUUAAUUAUUGUAGGUGAUACGUCCGUGAUAAUGAAUGUGAUAUUGCAUAGUCUCUGUGUAGUAAAUGCUGCUUCAUCUGAAAGCUUUACUGAUGAGAUAUGCAUGAUAAUCACAUGUGAUAUGUCACCAAGCCCUAGGCCUUUAUCAAGAUGUAUUUUUCCCAUGUUUGUUGUUGGGAUGUUAAAUCCCUUAAAUAAAGAAUACUGACUAAUCAAGAGAUCUAUUUUUGUGUACUGUUACAAGCUUAUUUAUAGAGAUGUAUUGCAAUAGAUUGUGCAACCCUGUUGAAUGCCAGGGAUGCAGUGUUUUAUUUUAGGAGUGGUCUCCAGUAUGGACAGAUCAUUUUUAUUUAGCAAAGGCCGUGAUACCCAUGGUGUAAUUUCCCCAUUGACAUUUCCUGUUUGUCAUACAACAUGUCUGUCUUAGUUAUCAAAGUUUGGACCUUUUCAGAUUGUCAAAAAGAAAAUUAGAUGUUAAACAGGAGUGAGGUAAGGCUUUUUUCACUGUUUACAUCCCUAGAAAUGGUCUUGAAAUGCAAAAGUUGAUGGUAAAUAGUGAAAUGUAAGAUAAAAUAAAAAAUGUAUUACAAUUUAAAUAGACAUAAUUCUCCCUUUAAAACAACUCUUUAAUGAUUGUCUAAACUUAAUCUUUAUUUUAGAUCAUAUACAGGUUUAUAAUUUUAUAAAAGUUAAAUUUCUAAUAGUGACAACUGGUGGUGGUUUGUGGUAAGGCACAAUAGCGAUGUCCCCACCAGAAUAGAAAAACCUGACAGAAAUUAAGCUUGCUAAACUUAAGAAUUUUUAAUAAUAAAUAUGUUUUUUGUUAAUAAAAAAUUCCCCCUGACACAUCUGACUUAAAAUUAUGGCUUUAUUGUAUUUAGAAAUUGCUGUCCCCACGUGUAACCUCCUAGUCAAGAGUCCCCACCAUGUAGCAUAAACAAGUAUGUGUGUGUGUGUGUGUGUGUGUGUGUGUGUGUGUG